Nilaparvata lugens (brown planthopper) is the source of this 1446-nucleotide messenger RNA. RefSeq lists its product as uncharacterized. Bases 246 to 1127 code for a protein of 293 amino acids. The transcript is spliced from 7 exons. NCBI's taxonomy places the organism in Eukaryota, Metazoa, Arthropoda, Insecta, Hemiptera, Delphacidae. The record is from RefSeq and is a predicted model, not a curated record.
CAAUUUGACGCUCAGUUCGUCUGGCGCGCUUCUAUUGGCUGGAAGGUCGUGAUAACAGAUUAGGCUCGAGUUGCACUUUCGCGAUCGAAACUUUUCAACAUACAUUAUUCUGUGUCGCGGCUGCAGAGUUUCCGCUUCUGUACAUCCUGCUGAUUUUGGACAAAUCAUUUGAAGAUAUAUGGAGGACUUAAUGAAGUUUCGCUGAUACUUGGGUCGUGUUGGCUUGCAUUCCAGACAAGCUGAAUAUGAGUUGGCUAUCGGCCUGGUGCUUGGUCCUAGCUUCAAUACUUACUCAUGUGUGGUCGUUGCGUCUGGACGCGAUCAUAGUGCCGCCGUACGUGUUGCAUGGCGAUGUGGUGCUGAUGAAGUGCGAAUUCGACCUGGAGGAGGACAGCCUCUACUCGGCCACAUGGUACAAGGACCACGAGGAGUUCUACAGAUACGUUCCCAAGUCAUCACCAACCCAGCACCGCUACAACAUGGAAGGAAUCACUGUCGAUUUGAAGUUGUCAGAUAGCAAACAAGUUGUGCUGAAGAACGUGAGCCUGAAGACGUCUGGUCUCUAUCGAUGCGAAGUUUCUGCCGAAGCCCCAUCAUUUACGUCAGUGAGCAACGAGGCCAAAAUGGAAGUUAUCGCCCUCCCUCAAGAGCCUCCGCAAAUCUCGGGAGAACAGAAGGUGUAUCAAGUUGGUGACGUAAUCAAUUUGAACUGCACGUCGGCUCAGUCAUUCCCGCCAGCCCGGUUACGUUGGUACGUCAACGACAUUCAGGUUGGUUCCGACUACGAAACAGUGCUCCAACCACCGCAUCCUUACAGUCUGCUGACAACAGUGGCCGGACUACGUCUGCGCGUAGCAGCUGGCCACUUUUCGGACGGCGGACGUCUGCAGGUGCGGUGUGUGGCCACCAUCUCGACGGGGGGCGGCUCUGCCCCCGGGCCCCCUCCAGCCCCCGCUCCAGCCCCCGUGCAACAGCAUCGGUUGGCCCCCCUUGCCUCCACACACCAACCGCCUCUUAUCGACUACAACAAGGAGGCGCUUUUUCUUGUUACUGGCUCAGGCAGAAGAGAAACGGCGCAAGUUGUACUUCUGGCCACAGCAACGCUCCUAUCAUGGCUAGUAACGUGACUAUAGAGCUGUUGGUGAAUGACGAACAAACUAUAUUCAUGAAUGAACUUGCUUAUAUUCAGGUGAACGAGUGAAAAAUGUGUGUGCGUGUGAAUGCUGUAUGAAUCGGACCGGAUCGGAUUAUCUCUUCAGUUGUGAAUGACUGGCUCCGAAUUUCAAACAAUUCUGUGAAAAAUGAUUAACUUUUUAUACCUCCCAUUUCUUGAUAGAUAAUAAGCUUACUAUUUUAAGGAAACAUAUGUGAAAAUCGUGAUUGUCCUACUGGGGACUUUUGAAUUGUUACUGUUGUAGACAUAAAAAUAAAUGGAAUGACUUUCGA